AAGGAACUCGCUGAUCAUUAGCAAUCAGCAAUUAAAAAAAUUCAAAUCCCACGUUAAAAAAAUGCAUUAUUGUUACAAGCCAAAUUAAUCAUCAAUUAAUGUCUCUUAUGCUUUAAACAAAGCCUCCAUCAUCAACCACCCCCCCUCUCUCUCUUUUCUUCGUUCUCUAUUUUUCGCUCUAGCUCCACGUUUCAUUUCAAACUAGGAUUUUGAUUUGAUCCGUUUGGAAAUCCGUGCACGGUUCUUCUAAUUUCAUCUUCAAGCUGCAGCUUCGCUGGUUGAGAGGAGUUUUGUGUUUUGUUCCGGUUUCUGUGUAUUGGGAUUUGAAUCUGCUAGGGCUUUGUCGUAUGGCUCAUUCUACAGGGAGAACUCGGGUCGUGGCGGAUUAUUUGGUUGGUCGGCAAAUUGGGUCCGGUUCAUUCUCGGUGGUGUGGCAUGCUAGACAUCGAGUUCAUGGAACGGAGGUGGCGAUCAAGGAAAUUUCCAUGAGCCGGCUCAGCAAGAAAUUGCAGGAUAGUCUCAUGUCCGAGAUCUUUAUCUUGAAGAGGAUUAAUCAUCCUAAUAUCAUCCGAUUGUUCGAUAUUAUAGAGGUUCCUGGGAAGAUACAUCUAGUACUGGAGUACUGCAAAGGUGGUGACCUUUCCUUUUACAUCCAGCAGCGCCAUGGAAGAAUCCCUGAAGCAAUUGCUAAGUACUUCAUGCAGCAGCUUGCGGCUGGCUUAAAAAUCCUCCGUGACAAUAAUCUUAUACACAGAGAUCUUAAACCACAGAAUCUCCUGCUUUCUACAAGUGGCGACAAUUCAGUUUUGAAGAUUGCUGAUUUUGGAUUUGCAAGAUCUCUGCAACCUAGAGGACUUGCAGAAACCUUGUGUGGCUCACCACUCUACAUGGCUCCGGAGAUCAUGCAACUCCAGAAAUAUGAUGCUAAGGCAGAUCUCUGGAGUGUUGGUGCUAUAUUAUUCCAGCUUGUAACAGGAAGAACUCCAUUCACAGGAAACAACCAAAUACAGUUGCUCCAGAACAUUGUCAAAUCAACCGAAUUACAGUUCCCUUCGGAUAUUAAUGACUUGAGUUUUGACUGCAAGGAUUUGUGCAGGAAAUUACUGCGUCGUAAUCCAGUGGAGCGAUUGACAUUUGAAGAAUUUUUUAAGCAUCCCUUUCUGUGUGCAAAUCAACCUGAUGAAUCAUUGAGAAGUAAGAGGUCAUCGAGAUUACUGGAUGAAUUUCCUUUUUCAGAAUCUGAUCCUGCUAGUAAAAUGGAGGAAAAUUCACAAGAUGAUUAUCUACCUUUCUCUCUAGAUGACGAUUCUAGUGGUCCUGAAGGAAGUCCAUCCUCUAUAAGGAAUAGGUCGUCAGUGAAGUCUACUUAUGGAUUUUCCCCUGAUAAAAAAGUUAAUAGAGGGACCAGAGAUACUACUUCCAGGUACAGCAGCAUUCCAGAUAAAAUGGAAAGUGCUACUCUGAUUUCGGAUACUCGUGUUCAGUUGGAAAGAGAUGUACACUCUGAUAGAAGUUUGAACGAUGUGUUGAGAUCUGUGAACCGACGAUCAGUGAAUAAUCGGCCUAGAGUUGUGGAUUCACUGGAGCCGAUUGAUCAAGAUUAUGUUAUUGUGUCUGGACCCCCCAUGGAUGAUGCCUCAUCUACCUUGGCAAGUGGUUCCAAGCCAAUUCCUUCUCGCAAAUCACAGAGUCCUCAAACAUCAAUAAGUUUAGGUUCCGCAUUGACUGCACCAAUGCCUAUCAUUGGCAGAGCUACUAGCAGCUACCGAAUGGGAAGCUUGGGAAGUCAAAGUUCUGCUCCGGGGUCAAUGGAUAUGGAAGAUACUUUGGAACAGCCAUCUGCAAAUUCCAGGGCAAGGGUCAAGUCAUUGCAGCAGUCUGCAUCUACCAUUACAGAAUUAGUGAAAGAAAAGAUCACUGCAGGUAGACAACUUGAAGCAUUCUCAAUUCAGCUUGUUAUUCUUGCAAUAUGGAAAAAAGCUCUGGACAUAUGCCAUACGCAGGCUGCUUCAGCUUUAGAAGGAAGUCCAGGCCAAGGCUCUGCAGAAUAUAGGAGAAGCCUUAGCAAGAAGCAAGGAAGUUCUCUUGGAAAGGAAUCUCGUCUUAGUGUUAACUCACAUCAGCCAGUGGAUAUCUCUUCUCAAAUUGAGAGGGAGUUUCUUCGGGAAGUUGAAUAUGCUGAAGAACUUGCCAAGGUUGUUGAGCCUGGUAAUACAGAAAUGCCAGAUGCAAUAGAGACAGUAUUUCAAUCAGCCCUCGCUUUUGGGAGGCAUGGAGGCGUGGAGGAGCUCAUGGGUGAAAUGGAAAGUGCAGCUGCCUUGUAUUCGAAAGCUGCACAAUUACUGGUUUUCCUUCUUGUGGAAGCACCAUCUCUCAUUCUAAAUCCACCAUUUUCACUUACAAAUUCCGACCGAUUCAGGCUGCAAAAUUACAUUGAUAUUCUUUAUAACAGGCAAGGUUACUUAAGGUCUCAAAGAUUGGCUCUUUUGAAGUGCGAGAGUCAACAAAGUCCUCCCUGAAAAAAGAAGCCAAAAACUUCUAUUCUGUUCAGCAAGGAGCACUGUGUUGUGUAAAAUCAUUUCUUUGUACAGUGUAAACACUAUUGACUAUUCUUUUGAGUGAUAUGGAGGAGGUGGGGGCUGUGUUUCUUGGGGUGAUUGGAUCUCGACAAGACUUAUGCAAAGCUCUCGACUCUUUGUAUUAGUGGCCAUAAAGCAUGGUGUUCAAAUUCAUUUCA
Molecule: messenger RNA, 2737 nt
Organism: Benincasa hispida (wax gourd)
Lineage: Eukaryota; Viridiplantae; Streptophyta; Magnoliopsida; Cucurbitales; Cucurbitaceae
Product: serine/threonine-protein kinase ATG1c-like
Biological process (GO): regulation of autophagy; peptidyl-serine phosphorylation
Cellular component (GO): cytoplasm
Molecular function (GO): protein serine/threonine kinase activity; ATP binding
Source: RefSeq, a predicted model, not a curated record